AUGAUGAACGCAUCGAGCAUAUUCGCGCGCAAAGCCCUCGCAAGCACAACCACCGCGCUCAAGACCGUUGCGCUCAAUGCCGCUUCUCUCGAUGCCGCCAGAUGCAGAGCAAAGGCCCGUACCAAGAGAGCUGAGAAGAAGACCAAGAAAGCCAUGUCGUUGGUCAAGAAGGUAGUGAAGUUGCUGAAAGCAGAGAGGAAAGCCAAGGAGACCAAAAGGGAGAAAUCAGAAUCUCCUGAGCCGUACAAGUCCGAGGCUGAGCUGGAAGAGAUGCAUCAAAGAUACCAAGACGCCGGUCACAGAUAUCUCGAGCAAAAAGCAAAGCUUGAGAGAGACAUGCGUGAGGAUCGCUUGUCUGCCAAAGAAUACAAGCUGGAACUUGAAAAUGCCAGGAUUGACAUGGCCACCGUACAGCUAAAAAAUGGCUGGGGGGACAUUGAAUUCGUUCGAGCGUCCGACUGGAUCGAACGUAAAGCUGAAUGCAUGGCUUGGCAAGGCAGGUCCGAAUGUGGUUGGGAGGAAAAGUACUGGAGAACAUUGGCUUUCGCGGCUGAGUGCGUCGCUGAUGGUAGUGCAUGGGGGGUUGAGGGGCUCUUGUCCGCGGCACGAGAUUUCUUAAACGAGUGGGGUAUGUCCGAAUGA
Molecule: messenger RNA, 642 nt
Organism: Aureobasidium melanogenum CBS 110374
Lineage: Eukaryota; Fungi; Ascomycota; Dothideomycetes; Dothideales; Saccotheciaceae
Exons: 1
Coding region: 1-642 (213 amino acids)
Source: RefSeq, a predicted model, not a curated record